CAUAAAAAAAAAUAACUCUCUCCCUCUCUUUCUCUCUCUCAUAAUUGUCUCACAGAAAUAUAUGAAUGUACAUCUAUAAAUAGGUUGAAGUCCUCAUACCAACUUUCUUCAAAAUGUCUCUCUUGAUGGACUCGACUUCCUCACCUCUUCUCUUAUGUCCUCCUCCAUCAUCAAUGGAGAAUAAUAAUAAAAAUCAAAAUAAAAAAAUUGAUAAUGGAGCAUUAGUAUUCGACUCCAACUCACUCCAAAAACAGUCAAACAUACCAAACCAGUUCGUGUGGCCACACGGGGACUUAGUGGAUACACAAGAAGAGCUGAACGAGCCAGUGAUAGAUUUACAAGGCUUCUUGAGCGGAGACGAGUUGGGUACAGCGAAAGCGGUGGAGUUAGUCAGAAGAGCUUGCUUGAACCAUGGGUUUUUCCAAGUAAUCAACCAUGGCAUCGAUCAAAGCCUCAUCCAAGCAGCACACGACGAAAUGGACUCCAUUUUCAGCUUGCCCUUAGCCAAAAAGCUCAGUAUUCGACGAAAACGUGGCAGCCUUUCAGGCUAUUCUGGUGCUCAUGCAGAUCGAUACACGUCAAAGUUACCAUGGAAAGAGACUUUCUCCUUUGGUUACCAAAAAUGUGACGAAAACGACGACUCCUUACCUGUCGUUGUUAACUACUUCAAGUCAGUCUUGGGGGACGAUUUUCUUCACACUGGGUGGGUCUACCAAAGAUAUUGCAAAGCAAUGAGAGAAUUAUCUCUGGUGAUCAUGGAGCUUUUGGCGAUUAGUUUGGGAAUUGAUAGAUUACACUACAGAAAAUUCUUUGAAGAUAGUGAAUCAACAAUGAGAUGUAACUUCUAUCCUCCUUGCAAUAACUCUGGGCUAACUCUAGGGACUGGGCCUCAUUCUGACCCAACUUCAUUGACCAUUCUUCAUCAAGACCAAGUUGGAGGCCUUGAAGUCUUUGCUAAUAACACGUGGCAGGCUGUAAGGCCUCGCCUUGAUGCCUUAGUCAUCAAUAUCGGCGAUACAUUCAUGGCAUUGUCGAACGGGAGAUACAAGAGCUGCCUCCACCGAGCAGUGGUAAAUAGGUAUAAAAUUCGGAGGUCAUUAGUGUUUUUCGUAAGCCCAAGAGAGGACAAAGUGGUGAGACCCCCAAAAGAUCUGGUUUGCAGAGAAGGGCCAAGGAAAUACCCUGACUUCACAUGGUCAGAUCUGUUGGAGUUCACUCAAAAUCACUACAGAGCUGAUGUUGCUACACUCCAAAGCUUCAUUCACUGGUUACUAUCUUCAAAGCAAGCCCGCUUUUAAUUAAUUAUUCCUUUUGGACUUUUCUUUAUUGCACCUCCAUCAUCCCACCUUAUACGUACUCAUCUUCUCUCUCUCUCUCUCUCCCUCUGUACUAUAUAUCAUAUAUAUCCCUAGUUUCUAUCUUGUAUGUGUAUAUAAAUAUGGAUAUAUUAUAUUAAAUCGAAGUUUGCAAAUUGUCUAACACCUGGGACCCAUACGUGUUUAGUGCGUUUUGGGAUUGUGUAUCAACUUUAAUGCAUAUGGAUUAUGGUGUCAAAA
This is a messenger RNA of Cannabis sativa, 1556 nucleotides long. Its product is annotated as gibberellin 20 oxidase 1-B. Gene Ontology annotation, molecular function: gibberellin 20-oxidase activity. Bases 114 to 1298 code for a protein of 394 amino acids. The record is from RefSeq and is a predicted model, not a curated record. Gene Ontology annotation, biological process: flower development; response to light stimulus; gibberellin biosynthetic process. Lineage: Eukaryota; Viridiplantae; Streptophyta; Magnoliopsida; Rosales; Cannabaceae. The transcript has 3 exons.